CCAGGGGCGCUCUUUCAAACAACAUGCAAUCCAAUAUGGCCGCACAGUGAGCGGUUUGCUACCUGAAGCCAUGCGUCCUAUGAAGAAUAUUCCUGCACAGUGACGAUCCUUGCACGAUUUGGAAGUUAAUUUCUCCUUCGCAAUGUGGCUGCCGCUCCACACACGGACGCUGUGCAGAAGACGCUUCGUAGCGGCUCUUUUAAAACUGCCGAGACACAGGGAUCAUGCUAACGUCUGUCCCUUCAGUCAUUCAGCUGGGCUUUCGGCACAAACAUGCAGGGCUCUUUUACACAGAAAACACGGAGAUCCCUGCCAAGUCGUCCAGUUGGAGGACGUAGCUCUACCCUCCUUAGGGUCAAAGGGUGUCCUGGUUAAAAUGCUGGCAGCGCCAGUCAACCCAUCUGACAUUAACAUGAUUCAAGGCACUUAUGCAAUAUUGCCUGACCUCCCAGCGGUUGGAGGCAAUGAAGGAGUAGGUCAGGUGGUGCAGGUGGGCAGUCAGGUGAAGUCCCUCAAAACAGGAGACUGGGUCAUCCCAAGAGAUGCUGGUCUAGGGACGUGGAGGACAGAAGCGGUCCUGGCUGAGGAUGAUGUGAUUGCGGUACCAAAUAACAUUCCGCUGUUGUCCGCUGCCACGCUGGGGGUAAACCCCUGCACUGCUUUCAGGAUGCUCACUGACUUUGAAGAUCUUAAACCAGGUGAUUCUGUGAUUCAGAAUGCAGCCAACAGUGGAGUUGGGCAGGCUGUCAUACAGAUUGCUGCAGCAAAGGGAAUAAACACUAUCAACGUAGUUAGAGACAGGCCAGAGUUCUCACAGCUCAGUGAAAGGCUUAAGGCCAUAGGAGCAAGCCAUGUAAUCAAAGAGGAGGAACUGAGACGGCCUGAGAUGAAGGAAUUGUUUAAGACCUGUCCAAAGCCUAAACUUGCAUUAAAUGGAGUUGGAGGCAAGAGUGCAACAGAACUGCUCCGUCAUCUAAAGGUCGGAGGAUCCAUGGUGACGUACGGUGGGAUGUCCAAACAGCCAGUUACAGUCCCUGUGAGUGCUCUCAUUUUCAAAGAUGUGAAGGUUCGGGGAUUUUGGGUUACACAAUGGAAGAAGGAUCAUUCACAUGACGGAAGAGCGUUUAGAUCAAUGCUGGAUGAACUGUGCUCACUCAUUCAGCAGGGGAAGUUGACAGCCCCUGCCUGUGCUGAGGUGGGACUCAAAGACUACAACAAAGCGCUGAACUCAGCUAUGCAGCCUUUCACAACUGCUAAACAGGUCCUGAUCAUGUGAACAGAGUGGUUUUAUCGACUAAUCAUCAUACUUCUUGAACUUUCAGCGCUUGCUUGUGCAAUCUGUCACCUAUGUUGAUAACAUUUCUUCAUAAUGUUUUACACUGUUGUCCUCAGUUGUCUUAAGUUUCUAUAAAUCACUGAUGCAUCACAUUUAUUUACUUACAUGAGGUACUGGUAAUAGAAAAAAAUCUAAUCCAAUUAUUCUUAAUGUUUUAUCUCUUAUGUUUAGCGACAGAUUGCAGUGCAGCCCUGAACAGAUUAAUGAGUACAAUUGUGUAAUAUCUAGUGUUAAUAAAGAUAUGCAGAUGUAUUGAAAAGCAAA
Messenger RNA from Betta splendens (Siamese fighting fish), 1600 nucleotides. It is a transcript of the gene mecr, whose product is annotated as mitochondrial trans-2-enoyl-CoA reductase. Gene Ontology annotation, biological process: fatty acid metabolic process. Bases 143 to 1276 code for a protein of 377 amino acids. Gene Ontology annotation, molecular function: trans-2-enoyl-CoA reductase (NADPH) activity. The transcript is spliced from 10 exons. Gene Ontology annotation, cellular component: mitochondrion. Lineage: Eukaryota; Metazoa; Chordata; Actinopteri; Anabantiformes; Osphronemidae. The record is from RefSeq and is a predicted model, not a curated record.